AUGAGCACCACGAAUGAUAACUACGCGAUCCACAAGGUUUCCUUAAAGCGCACGCGUCAAGCAUGUGGGCCCUGCCGUCGGAAAAAGGCUCGCUGUCCCGGCGAAAAGCCGGUCUGUUCGUUGUGCCAGCGACUAGGGCAGCGCUGCGAAUAUGGGGCCCAAGCGGCAAUCAGUCGAACUCGAGUUCGGAAGGAAUCUAGCAGCGCUGGAUUGGACAUUGAUGCCGAUGAGCCCCAAGAGAACAAUGUCUCAGAUACGCAUGAUACGCGACGUCUUCGGCAAAUUGAACAAAGGCUCGAAGAAAUCAGUUCUAUGCUUCAUGACCGCUUACCUCAGAGUAAUAUACCGAUCAAACCUCCGAGUCUGAGUGAAUAUCUUGCGCCCAUUGGGGAAAGUAUUCAAUCCAAUCCCAGUGCGACGAUUACUGGCCCGAUUGAUCAAUCAGUCGCUCGACCUGGCGCAUCUCCAAGUGACAAAUUGGCACCCUCAUUGAUUCAAUCCGAGGUGGAUGUUUACAUGAACCACCUCCAUGAUCAGCCUUAUUGUGUGUUCCCGAAAAGAUGGCUUUUACAGAAUGCGAGCAACCUACCGCCAGAAAUUGCAUUCCCACUCGUGGCUCUUACACUUCGCCUCUCCGUCAAUUCACCUGGGCUUUUUGGGUACGAUAUUUCAACAGGAAAGCACUGUGCUGAACGCGCCUGGGAAAUCCUAUCCUCUCACCAUCAACAUGGUAGAACUGGACUUUCAUUUCUUCAAGGAAAUUUCCUCAUGGCCCAGCUGGACUUGGCCGAUGGAAAUUCUCACAGAGGAUGUUCAUCAGUUGCACUUGGACUCCGCGUGAUACAGACCCUGGGAAUGAACCAGGACAAGAACCUCUUAGCCCUGAGCCAGACUGAGGUGGAAUCAAGGAGGAGAAUUACUUGGGCAUAUUUCAUGCUUGAUCGCACCUAUAAUGCCUCGCGAAAUUAUUCAUUGUGUCUUUCCGACACUCGCUUUACACUUGACUUUCCAUCCCGAGAAGGAGAAAGAACAAGAUCUCGUGGGUCUCUUCACGAAAAGUCCAUCAAGCAAGGUCAUAGAGUUGAUCAGGGAAUCAUGGCAUGUUUACUUCGCCUCUAUUCGCUUUGGGGCAAAGCCACAGAGUGGGUGUUUGAGUCUAUGUCAACGUCCUCCCUCCCACCAUGGCAAAGUGGAUCCGCUCUGGCGAUACUGGAAUCAGAAUGGAUGCAGUUUGAGACCCAGUUUGCAGACACCCAUCGCUAUAUGAAUGUUGAUUUCAAACGACGAGCCCGCGAUGAGCCACAAUCUCGGUCAUACCUCUUGACCUGGCUAUCUGUGCAAUUUUUGUUCCACUCAAUUCCUUGCCUACUUCACCACCCCUUCGUGACCAUGAUAAAGCUACGGCACAUGCCCGGAAACCUAUCGGCAACAUUUCUACAAAAGUCUUUCGAGACCUCUUUGAUUCACUCGCGAUGGAUCUCGAGGUUCAUAAGGGAGAUGAACGAAGUAGAUCUCCGAUUAUAUGACCCGUUCUUUGGAUAUCUAGCUGCGAUUGCUGCGACAAUUCAGCUGGAGCAUACGGGUAACAAGAACCCGAAAAUUGCGCUUCUUUUGAACAACGAAUAUCGAGAUCUCGUUGCGUUUAUGACUGAAAUGUCUGCUGAGUGGGAUAGCAUGAGAAUAUUGGUUAAUCGAUUGAAUGAAUUGGCCGCCCGCCAUCAAGACUAUGGGUCACUUUUUUACAACCAAGAUGGAUUUUCCGGAACCUUGUCAAACAUGGCAACUCCAUCUAAUCUCCCUCGGAUGUCUGCCCAGGAUGAGUCGUUGAUGUGGGACAUACUUGACCUUACAUCACUUGGCUUCAGUCAGACAUCGGAGAUAUCAGGAAUGAAAUCUCCCACCAGCAAUGAAGUCGCAACAGAUGACAACGAAAUUUCUAGAUCUUUGACGGACGAGGAUCUGGAAGAUCACGAAGUCGAGUCUCCAAACCCAGCUCACAAACCAGCUCUACUUGGUGGAGAGGUGUCGGAAUCGACACAUGAAAUUCCAGGCCCUGAAUGGCCAUUCUCUAAUCAAACUGGCAAUCAUACCAUGGGAUCCGGAGUGCCAGAUAUCCCGGAUUGGAUGAUCUUUGGGGACCUGAUGACAGAGCAUCUGUGA
Penicillium manginii is the source of this 2160-nucleotide messenger RNA. Its product is annotated as Zn(II)2Cys6 transcription factor. Gene Ontology annotation, molecular function: DNA-binding transcription factor activity, RNA polymerase II-specific; DNA binding; zinc ion binding. The record is from RefSeq and is a predicted model, not a curated record. Lineage: Eukaryota; Fungi; Ascomycota; Eurotiomycetes; Eurotiales; Aspergillaceae. The transcript is spliced from 6 exons. Gene Ontology annotation, cellular component: nucleus. Gene Ontology annotation, biological process: regulation of DNA-templated transcription; DNA-templated transcription. Bases 1 to 2160 code for a protein of 719 amino acids.